Messenger RNA from Aureococcus anophagefferens, 1052 nucleotides. RefSeq lists its product as hypothetical. The record is from RefSeq and is a predicted model, not a curated record. NCBI's taxonomy places the organism in Eukaryota, Pelagophyceae, Pelagomonadales, Pelagomonadaceae. The transcript has a single exon. The annotation marks the transcript as partial.
ACCCGACAUCUGCACCCGUUCGACGGCGGCGAGUGCGCCGACUCGACGUCGUGGAAGGCAACAAAGGGGGGGGUCACGUGCGCGAACCUCCUCGACGGCAUUACCAAGAGCAAGAAGGUGACGAAGCAGUGCAAGCUCAAGUCCGCGGACGGCGUCGAGGCCCGCGACGCGUGCCAAGUGACGUGCGACCGGUGCCCCGAGUGCAAAGACUCCGGGAACUUCUUCGUCGGCGCGGCCAAGUUCAACAGCUACAAGACCUGCGCCUGGGUCGGCGAGGACCGCGCGGGCCGCUGCGGCCUCGUCGGCCAGAAGGACGGCGACGAGUACGCCGCCUGGGAGAUGUGCCCCGCGGCGUGCCACCUGUGCGAGCGCGAGUGCGCGGACGACCUCGCGUGGAACCCGAAGAAGUACGCCAAGAGCAAGGCGUUCAAGAACGACAAGAUGGACGACCUCGACGACGAGGCGACGGGCAACGGCUGCGCGUGGGUCGCCGACAAGCUCGACGAGUACGAUUAUUCGUUCGCCGCGACCGCGCACUUCUGCAACAUCAGGGGCGGGCCGGGGACGGGGAAGAAGCCCCAGAUCGUCGACGCCUACGACGCCUACGAGGGGUGCGCCAAGACCUGCGGCAACUGCCACGAGGCCUUCCCGACGCCCGCGCCGUCGGUCUCGCCGACGCCCGCGCCGUCCUACUCGCCGACGCCCGAGCCCACGGUCUCCCCCACGCCCGCGCCGUCCUACUCGCCGACGCCCGAGCCGUCGGUCUCGCCGACGCCCGCGCCGUCCUACGCGCCGACGCCCGCGCCGUCGGUCUCGCCGACGCCCGCGCCGUCGCCCGAGCCCACGGUCUCCCCCACGCCCGCGCCGUCCUACUCGCCGACGCCCGCGCCGUCGCCCCGGCCGACGACGUGGUCCUACUCCUACUCCUACAUCGGCCCGACGACGUUUCCGACGAAGGAAGGGGGGGCUCCGUCGGGCUCCGUGCAGUGCGGCGGCGCCGACGACUUCUGCGACUGCAAGGGCGACUGCGUCAACAACGACCAGUGGUGCCA